Messenger RNA from Rhopalosiphum maidis (corn leaf aphid), 3899 nucleotides. Its product is annotated as potassium voltage-gated channel protein Shaw-like. The transcript has 7 exons. The coding region runs from base 479 to 2221 and encodes 580 amino acids. Gene Ontology annotation, molecular function: delayed rectifier potassium channel activity; protein binding. Gene Ontology annotation, biological process: protein homooligomerization; potassium ion transmembrane transport. The record is from RefSeq and is a predicted model, not a curated record. Gene Ontology annotation, cellular component: axon; dendrite membrane; neuronal cell body membrane. NCBI's taxonomy places the organism in Eukaryota, Metazoa, Arthropoda, Insecta, Hemiptera, Aphididae.
UCAACUUUACACUGCUUAGAAAUAAAUUGAUAUAACAAGUCACAUGAAACUACUAAGCUGCAAGUAUAGAGCUAUAGGUAUAUGCUCACCAUCAUAAAUAAUGACAAAACUUGCAGAAAUGUCACAAUUCUCGCAAAACACAUGUGUUUCUAUGUGCAACAUCCCGUGCUUGUUAAGUCAACGGUGGCUGCAGUGGUAGCAGUCAUAGUGUCACCGAAGAAACGUCAUAAUCUAACUGUUCUCGCGAGGAAUAAGCUUGGAAAAUUGACACUGUCGACCGAGUAAAUAUCAAUGGGGUGGAAGAUCGUCGUGUGGAUGAUAGAAUCCACGGUCGAGGUGCAUCUGGGUUCAACUGCAGAGAUGAGAACGCCAUGUUAAGGUUUGUCGGUCGUAGUGGUCGUACCACCGCGGUAAUCGGAGCUCGGCCGAGUGUGACGUUAAACGGUGGCUGCAGUGGUUUCGUUCUGUUCAGGUUAACAUGGUAGGUGGUCACCAGCCGCAAUCGACGGGAGGCGCCAGCUGCACGGGCACUAUGAUGAAUAUACUGAACAUAGACGCCGAGAACCGGGUGGUGCUGAACGUCGGCGGCAUCAGGCACGAGACCUACAAAGCGACCCUGAAGAAAAUACCCGCCACGAGAUUGAGCCGGCUGACCGAGGCGCUGGCCAACUACGACCCGGUGCUAAACGAAUACUUCUUUGACAGACAUCCGGGCGUAUUUGCUCAGGUCCUCAACUAUUACAGGACGGGUAAACUUCAUUACCCGACGGAUGUUUGCGGGCCGUUAUUUGAAGAGGAAUUGGAGUUUUGGGGUCUGGACGCGAAUCAAGUAGAACCCUGUUGCUGGAUGACCUACACUCAGCACAGGGAUACGCAAGAAACACUCGCGGUUUUGGACCGGCUAGAUCUGGACACGGAGAAACCUAGUGAUGAAGAGAUGGCUCGAAAAUUUGGUUUCGAGGAGGCGUUCUUUCAGGGUAGACUCACCUGGUGGCAGCGUUUCAAGCCCCAGCUGUGGUCCAUGUUCGACGAACCGUACUCGUCGAACGCUGCCAAGAUCAUCGGCAUCGUGUCCGUAUUCUUCAUAUGCGUGUCGAUCCUGUCGUUUUGCCUGAAAACGCACCCGAACAUGCGGGUGCCGAUCAUCAAGAACAUCACGGUGAACACAUCGCACAACACGACCGCCUGGGUGUUGGACAAGACGCAGACGAACGCGCACGAGGCGUUCUUCUACAUCGAGUGCGUGUGCAACGCAUGGUUCACGUUCGAGAUUCUGGUGCGGUUCAUCGCGUCGCCGAACAAGUGCGAGUUCGUCAAAGCGUCGGUGAACAUCAUCGACUACAUCGCCACGCUGUCGUUCUACAUCGACCUGAUACUGCAGAAGUUCGCGUCGCACCUGGAAAACGCCGACAUACUCGAGUUCUUCUCCAUCAUCCGGAUCAUGAGGCUGUUCAAGCUCACCCGUCACUCGUCCGGGCUCAAGAUACUGAUGCAGACGUUCCGGGCGUCCGCCAAGGAGCUGACGCUGCUGGUGUUCUUCCUGGUGCUGGGCAUCGUGAUAUUCGCCAGCCUGGUGUACUACGCUGAGCGCAUCCAGGCCAAUCCGCACAACGACUUCAACAGCAUACCGCUGGGCCUGUGGUGGGCCCUGGUCACCAUGACCACCGUCGGUUACGGCGACAUGGCCCCGAAGACGUACGUGGGCAUGUUCGUCGGCGCCCUCUGCGCCCUGGCCGGCGUGCUCACCAUCGCCCUGCCCGUUCCCGUCAUCGUUUCCAACUUUGCCAUGUACUACUCGCACACGCAGGCCCGGGCCAAGCUGCCCAAGAAGCGGCGCCGGGUGCUGCCCGUCGAACAGCCCCGCGGGCCCAGGCUGCCCGGCCAGGGCCCGCCGCCCCAGCAACAGACGAACCAGCCCGGGUGCGGCUCGGGCGGCAUGGGCAUAGGCGGCGGCGGCGGCGGCCACGGCCCUUGCGCCGGCGUCGGCGGCCUACCGCCUAAUGUGGCCGGGGCGCCGGUCAACACGACGGGCGUGCCGGCCGUCAACCGGCGGAUGAACGCCAUCAAGAGCAAUCAUCCCAAAGACGGGGCAGGACCCAAAGUCGUUGGUGUCGCUAUGACGUUGAACCCGAACGGCGUGGGAGUUAAAGCUGAACCAGUGAUGUCCACUGGCGUUGGUGGCGUCGGCGGACCGAGGAAACAGUCGGCCACAAAGACGUGAAUGGCUACGGCGGAUUACCGCGGUAGUGGAACGUUUAUUCUAAAAUACGAGUGGAAAUCAAGGAUCAAAAUCGUUUAUUAUUUUUUUUUUGUUUUUAAGUUUCUUCGAGAAAGUUUUUUCUCGAUAAAACAAUAUACACUCCCGUUACGAUAUUAUAAUGAUGUAUUAUAUAAUAUAAUUUGUAUUCCGAGUAUUAUUAUUAUUACUAUUCGACGGCAGUAGGUAUAUUUAUUUAAAAUAUAGUGUCAUAAUAUUAUUAUUGUUAUUAUUAUUAUCAUUAUUAUUAUUAUUAUUAUUAUUAUUAUUAACCUUAGAGAGACUCCAGUCCUAUAAUGAUGUACAAAUUUAUCUUUUAAUACUAUUAAACUGCACACACACACACAAAAAAACGACCAAAACACGACCAAGUAAUGUGUAUGCAUUAAAUUCCGACCAAAGAUCCACAACGUUCGAAGGUACCUAUACGGGCGGCAGCCACUAAUUAGUGUAAUAUUGUACUUGCGCCCCUCUCAUCGUCAUCGUUAGAAUAAUAAUAUUAUAAUACAGCCUCUCGUCGCUAUUGUAUUCGCAUCGAGUAACACGUGGUGUAAAUAUUUAUUAUUUUUUUUUUUACGCAACAUUUCAUUUUUGUUAACGGUUUCCUCUUAUUGUUAAAAUUAAUUUAUAUUAUCGAGAUAAACAAAUUGUCGUCACUCCCAGAAACCAUGGUCAUUUGGCUGUAUAUAAUAUUAUAAUACAUACGGAUUACGGGGUAAUUUUUCAUUUUAUUUUUAACGCGAGACACCCAUAAAACGUCACAGUAUUAACCUUAUAUAAAUGGUUUUAAGUAACCAUGCCAGUUAUGGAAUUAAUAUACGUUUGAAACAAAAACUAAAUUCAUACAAAAAAUUUAAUUUUUUUAUCUCACCCACACAUAAACAUUAUACAUACUCGUACAUAUUAUUGUUAGAUAAUAUUGUAUAAACUUAUGUAUUUAUAGAUUCGUUAGUUUUUGUACUUUUUUUAAAUUUAGUGGAUAUCCCUCGGCAAUCUUGCACUAGUUUAUAAAUUAAUAUCUAAACUGUAUAAACAAUAAACAAUAUCGAUCCAAGUAUAGGUAACUGUAAUGUUGUAUGUAUACAUAUUAAAAAUGUAUUCUCUGUCAAAAGAAUUAUAUUCUUCUCCGGUAUAUGAAAUAAAAAUGACAAGAUCAUAAAAAAAAUACGUUAAUAAAUAAAUGUUAAUAAUAUAAUAUAACCUACUUUUAAUCAUAAACUAUUUUUCACAGUGUCUUGCGUUACAAAAAUUCACCUCGUACAUGUAUUUAUAUAUUGUGAUAUUAGAUAGCUAAAUAUUCAUGGCAAGCGUGUCUGAUUAUAGUUGAAACGGACUUAUAUAAUAUAUUGGCCAUCGUCAGCGGUGGUGUGAACCUCUGUACCCAAGUGAAUAUUAUAAUAUACGUAUGUACCUACUAAAAAUAUUAUGUGUAUAAUGUAUAAUAUUAUUAUUAUGCGUGUCGUUGAAUACGAAACAGCUGAACAAACCAAUAAUAAUAAUAAUAGAUUUUUUUUUUUGUUGAUUGAAAAUCCUUAUUGCGGGAUUUGUACGGUUUUACAGAGAAAAAUUUGCUCACUUUUAAAAAAUAAUAAUAAAAUAUAAAAUAAAUAAUAGACUAUAUUAUAUUAUAUAUAAAAUGUGU